This is a messenger RNA of Brassica oleracea var. oleracea, 1583 nucleotides long. Its product is annotated as xylosyltransferase 1-like. NCBI's taxonomy places the organism in Eukaryota, Viridiplantae, Streptophyta, Magnoliopsida, Brassicales, Brassicaceae. Gene Ontology annotation, molecular function: glucuronosyltransferase activity. The transcript is spliced from 4 exons. The record is from RefSeq and is a predicted model, not a curated record. The coding region runs from base 182 to 1372 and encodes 396 amino acids. Gene Ontology annotation, cellular component: membrane.
GACCGGAGAUCGAAGAUGUGUACCUGAGAGAAUCCUUGUCUUCUUCAUACAUACUCUCCAACUUGUUCACGUCUCUCUCUCUCUCUCUCCUUGAAAACUAUUCCUCUCUCCGGCAAGAUCUCAAUCUCCGGGACUCGCGAGAUCUACGCAUGAGCUCUCUCUGAGCUUCUGAUUUUGAUCGAUGGGAGCUGAGAAGAAAUGGCUAUUCACACUCUUCUCCGUAGUAUUCAUCUCCGUCUUCCUCCUCCUCUUACUCUACUCAAUCUCCGCCUUCACCUCCAGCCCUUUCCCUUCCCCUCUCCGCCACGGCCCUCACUACCCGCCGUCUUUCGCUUACUACAUAACCGGCGGUCGUGGGGACAAAGACCGGAUCUUUCGGCUACUACUCGCGGUUUACCACCCUAGGAACCGGUACCUUCUCCAUCUCGGCGCUGAAGCUACCGAAGCCGAGAGGGUGGCUCUUCUCUCGGAGGUGAAGUCUGUUCCCGCUGUGAGUGCUUUCGGGAACGUUGAUGUGUUGGGGAAGGUUGAUCGGUUGUCUGAGAAUGGCGCUUCGAAAACGGCUAAUACUCUUCACGCUGUCUCUAUCUUGUUGAAGCUUGAUGGCUCUUGGAGUUGGUUCAUUGAGCUUAGUGCCUUGGAUUAUCCCCUCAUUACUCAAGACGACCUGUCUCAUGUGUUUGCCUCGGUGAAUAGAAGCCUCAACUUCAUUGACCACACUAGUGACCUUGCUUGGAAAGAGUCUCAGAGAAUCAAGCCUAUUGUUGUUGAUCCGGCAUUUUACUUAGCUAGAAGAACACAGCUCUUCACUGCUACUGAGAAAAGACCAACACCGGAUGCUUUCAAAGUCUUUACAGGCUCGCCGUGGACAGUACUAAGCAGGUCUUUUCUUGAAUACUGCAUAUUCGGUUGGGAGAACUUACCAAGAAUCCUCCUCAUGUAUUUCAACAACGUCAUCCUCUCUGAAGAAUGCUACUUCCACACGGUGAUCUGCAACGCCCCCGAGUUCAGUAACACGACGGUCAACGGAGACUUACGGUACAUGAUAUGGGACAGUCCGCCGAAGAUGGAGCCGCACUUCCUUACCGUAUCCGACUUCGAUCAGAUGUCUCAGAGCGGAGCAGCUUUCGCCAGGCAGUUCAAGAAAGACGAUCCGGUUCUUGACAUGGUCGAUAGAGAGAUUUUGAAACGGGGGCGGUACAGGGUCACUCCUGGAGCUUGGUGCGCGAGCCGUGGUAGCUGGUGGAACGAUCCUUGCUCGGAGUGGGACGAUGUUAAUGUGGUUAAAGCUGGGCCUCAGGCUAAGAAGCUUGAUGAGACGAUAAUGAAUUUUCUUGAUGAUUUGAAUUCGCAAACUAAUCAGUGCAAGUGAAGUAGAAGGGUGGGAAAGCAUUAUAUACACGGGACACGACACGAGAUUUACAUUUGUUUCUGUCUGUAAGGUUCAUUCUUUGGGCAAUAGUGGCGCUGUAUUUAUACGAGGAGAAGAGAAAAGGAAAUAUUUUCUUUUCUCUUCUCCCAAAUUUUGUAAUUCCUGACAGAACCAAUGUUUCACUAUUCGAUGAACGUUUGUUCUUGGUGUA